This is a messenger RNA of Homalodisca vitripennis (glassy-winged sharpshooter), 2912 nucleotides long. RefSeq names its product dehydrogenase/reductase SDR family member 7-like. The record is from RefSeq and is a predicted model, not a curated record. NCBI's taxonomy places the organism in Eukaryota, Metazoa, Arthropoda, Insecta, Hemiptera, Cicadellidae. Gene Ontology annotation, molecular function: oxidoreductase activity.
CAAAGUUAACCACGAGAAAAUUGUUUUACUAUUCCUUGAAGUAUUAAAAUUUACUGUUGAAAUCGAAACUAAAGAAUUGUGAUUUUCUGUGUAGUCAGUGCUAUUGUACUUGUAUGUAAAUUCCAGUUCAGUGACGUCUGAUUCUAGUUGAAGAUAACGGUAAUAACAGCUUUUUCUGAUAAGAUUUAGGUAUCUUAUCUUUGAAAACCCUCACUAUUGUACAUUUUCAAACUUUCCAUCCUCACUUAGUUUUUAUUAAUAUUAUUUUCAUGUGAAAUAAAUAACAAACAAAAUGGAUUGUUUUACUCUGGUUGGACUUUUUGUUAUACUGUAUCUGUUUGUGUACCUACUUGUUUUAUCAAUAGCAGACUGCGAUUUUGGAAUGGUGUUAGCAGAAAAAUUUGGUAAAAAAAUAGGAGUUUUACGAGGGAAAGUGAUAUGGAUAACUGGAGCAUCAAGUGGUAUUGGAGCAAGUUUGGCCGAGGUACUGGCAGCAAAUGGUGCCAAAUUGGUCAUUUCUGCAAGGAAUGCUGGAAACUUAAGCAAGGUUAAGCAGAAAUGUAUAGCUGCUGGUUUACCAGCCACGGAUGUGCUCAUACUCCCUAUGGAUGUCUUGGAGAUUCAGAAACAUGAACAGUACUUUCAACAAGUUAUUGCUCAUUAUGGACAGCUGGACAUCCUGGUAAACAAUGCAGGACGAUCACAGCGUGCUCUCUGGGAGGACAUUGACAUUGCUGUUGACAAGGAGAUAUUCAAGCUGAAUGUGUUCAGUGUAGUGUCUCUGGCUCGACUAGCUGUGCGCUACUUCAAUGAGAAAGGUGGAGGUCACCUAGUCACCAUGUCCAGUCUAGCUGGGGUUGUCGGGGCUCCCUACUCCGGUUCCUACACGGCUACCAAACAUGCAAUUAUGGGAUACUUUGACAGCUUGCGGUAUGAAAGGAUAAGUCAGAGUGGUGGGGGACAGUUAGCCAUCACUCUUCUGUGUCCAGGACCUGUCUUUAGUAAUGUCCUCAGUGAGAGCUUCACAGAGACAGCAGGCCAGAAGUUCAUGCAGCACCAGGAUCCCACGGAUAAACGUAUGACGACCACCGAACGUUGUGCCAAGUUGUGUGCUGUGGCCAUUGCCAACCGGUUGGAUGAGGCUUGGAUGGGGCUAUUUCCAGUAGUGCCUCUCUGCUAUGUUCUACGUUAUUAUCCCAAUAUUGCCAGAAGGGUGAUGAAAAUAACAAGGUUUGGGCAGUUCCAGAAACUGAGAGACAGUCGAGUCACUGUUCAAGUCCAGAGAUAGUCUACUACACCAAUUGUGUUUUAUAUUUAUUUAUUAACUUAUUAAUCUUUUUACAUUACAGUUGUUUUUGGCACAAUUACACAUUAUUUUAAACCAAUUAGUCAUAAAUUCUUUAAGAUAACAUUAUAGUUUAUUUACCCAUUUUCUUUCAUUCAGACUGUACUAACUGAAUUAUUUUAACUGUUUGGCCACAUAUCCUGAAAUUGUGUAAAAUACAUGGCCUUUAGCUUAGGUACUCUUAAAACCUACGUAUUAGUAAAAUAAAAACUUUUCAGAGCCAUGCUUUUAUUUGUUUUAUGUUUAAUUCUCUAUCAUGAAACAUGAGAUUACAGAAUAGGUUAUUGAAAUCAGAAUAUGGAAAAUAAAUUGUAGGGGGCAAAGCAAUUUUUGGUCUUUUACUAAUAGUAAUUAUUGGAUAUAUGAUAAUAUAUCUUUGUGGUUAUGUAAACAAGUAGAUGUAAACAUGUUGUAGAUCUAUGAGUUUAUGACGAUUUGGAUAAAUCUUUUCUUGUUUAUAUAGGUUAGAAAUAGAAAAUUUGACUUAGCAUGCAUGCCAUGAUGGUGACAUUGCUAAUGACUGUAUGUUUUUAUGGCAAAUAAAUUUGAUUAUUUGAUUGAUAGACUGUAUUUUGAAAAAAAUUAGAUAAAAAAAAUGUUUCGACAGUACCUCACAAUGCCAGAUUAAAUCUUGAAAACUUUUCCAGGUAUAUUUAAUCUGAAAAAUGGAAUAUUUUAAUUAAACUACACCUGAAGAUCUGACACAGUAAUAUUGUAAAAUAAUACAAAGGAUGCAAAUUUUGAAAGUCAGCUUAGCACAAUUAAUUUAUGAUGACACAAUCAUUAUGGACAAGGGAGUACCUGUAGCAUUUGAUAUUUUACCACUAGAAACAAUAUAAAAUCACAGUUGAAGUUGUUUUCAAUGGCAUUGAUCAUUUUAAUAAGCAAUAGGUUUAUUGUUAUAACAAGUAUAAACUAACCGAUCCAAAUGACUUUCAUUACUAUAAAAUUAAUAAAUCUUGUGUCUCACAACAAGCAUGUAUUACAAUGUAUAAUACAAAAAUGUGUUACAAUGUAAAGUUUAUUUUUUUCUUAUAUUGUAUAGCAAAACAAACCUUUCACUGGGAAGGAGUCAUGCACUAUCAAAUUGGCAGACACGCAAAAAAGGCUGUCUCAAGCCAACUGAAGAGUGAGGGAGUAUACCAACUACUGUACAUUAAAAGGAAAAGUAUAAGUAGACUAGGUGUUAUUAAGCUACAGGAAAUUAUUUCUCUUAAUGUGUAAGAAAUGUUUAGAAAAAAAGUAAAUAUAAACAUAUUUUAGUUUUAUUUUCUCAAAGCACUAUCAAUUUACUAAAAUUGUUCAAUAAAAAAGUUAAAACCACUGAAGACAUUACAUCUUCUCAAACAGGAAGCUUUGUUUUUGAAAGAGAGUAAAUAUUUUAAUUUUAGUUUAAAUUGAUAUUUAUUUAAAGCAGGGUUUUAAUAAAAAUGUGUGCUGUGCUUCCUACAUUGUUUGUUGUUUUUAAAUUAACAUUAUUUAUAAACGUUAGUUUUAGUAAUAUAAAGUGCCUGUAGAACUCAACUGGUUGUAUUUGUACUAAAUUAAUAAUAAAUUUUCAUGGUUA